Molecule: messenger RNA, 2876 nt
Organism: Bactrocera oleae (olive fruit fly)
Lineage: Eukaryota; Metazoa; Arthropoda; Insecta; Diptera; Tephritidae
Product: maltase A1
Biological process (GO): carbohydrate metabolic process
Source: RefSeq, a predicted model, not a curated record
UAUGCUGAUCAUUUGAUUCACAUGAGAUUGACUUUAAGUGGCAUGGAGCUUUUAUUUUGCAAUAUCUUGAUUUGGGCUGUCGUUGCGUUGGUGCUGUAGUGACAGUUGUCAGUUCUGCAUUGUCAAAGCGGCACUUCACUUCGAGUUGGCAGAUUUUUCUACAUUUGUACUUUGUUUUCCGUUCGAAGACAGAAAAACAAUUGCUUGUGGAAUUGUUCAGCUCUCACAUGAAACUUUAGUACACACUCAAUAGAAUCGUUUUGAAGAAAAAGAAAAUUGCGAACUGCAAUGAUAAUAAAACUUAUCAAAUAUGAUUAAAGGAAACAAAUUGAGUGGAAUUGAAUAACUUUCUGAUAACAUUAAUAAUAUUAUGUCCGUAAAAGUAAGCCCCCCAUCUCUAGAUUUUCAUUCAUUCGCAAACGGCCUAUUGAGAUUAUUAUUUAUAGCCUUACGGUAGUUUUCCAAAGUCAAGAAUGCAAAAACUUUACACAAAAGCUCAGCAGCUUUCAUUUUUUUUAGUAAAAUAUAUAAUUCGAAAAGUAUAAAAGUUUUAUUUUAUGUUUACUCAUUUGAAAGAAAGCAUCUUAGCAAAACAACAAAAACGAGCAGUAAACUAAUCAUUCAUUAAAAAAUAAACUACGAGUGUUGUAAACUAAAAAAAAAAGGGAAAUGGAACUAAAAAAUGUUAAGCUCAGCUCAUACCAAGUAAGAGCACCAUAAUGUUAUCAAAAGUAAACAAAAAAUAUUGUGUAAGUUUAUGCAGCUGUGGCGAGAAACAAAAGUAAAUCAAUAGUUUUCAAAAAAUGCUGUAACUUCUAGAGAUCAUGCGGAUAAAGCCGUUUUAGGUAAACAAAGUAAUAUAUUUUCUCGCCUCACCUCGGCUUGAAUUCUAUUAUCCACUUUUGAAACCGAUCAACAUAUGAACGGCAUAUAAAUUAGGAACGAGCAACGGUUGUUGUCAGUAGCGCAGUACUUCCUGUUAAAGAAUUAUGGCGAAACUUAUCGUAAUCUUUCUAAUCGCUUUCGCUUUGUGCCACGUAAGCCACAGCGAGCGUGACUGGUGGGAAAAUGGCAACUUCUACCAAGUUUACCCACGCUCCUUCAAGGACAGCAAUGGCGACGGUAUCGGCGAUUUGAAUGGUAUACUCGAAAAUUUGGACUACGUCAAGAACAUUGGCAUAAAUGGUGUUUGGCUCUCGCCCAUCUUUCAGUCGCCAAUGGCUGAUUUUGGCUAUGAUAUUUCGGAUUACACAAAGAUACAGCCGGAGUAUGGCACGUCGGAGGAUUUGCUGGCGUUAAUCGAAAAAGCGCAUAGCCUCGGUUUGCACCUCAUUUUGGAUUUUGUGCCUAAUCACACCAGCGACGAACAUGAGUGGUUUCAACGUUCCAUCGCCAAUGAUUCCUACUAUCGUGAUUUCUACAUCUGGCAUGAUGGUGUGAUCAAUGCUACCACCGGUGAACGCAAGCCACCAAGUAAUUGGGUUUCGCAAUUCCGCUAUUCGGCCUGGGAGUGGAAUGAGCAGCGUCAACAGUAUUACCUGCAUCAAUUUGGCAUAAAACAGCCAGAUUUGAACUAUCGCAAUCCGAACGUUGUCGAGGAAAUGAAGAAUGUGCUCAGAUUUUGGUUGGAGCGUGGUAUUGAUGGUUUCCGGAUUGAUGCUGUGCCUUUCUUAUUCGAGGCUGAUAUUGAUCCAACAACUGGCACCUACCCGGAUGAGCCCGUUAUUGCCGAUAUAAGCUCUUGCCCCGACCCAGAUGAUUGGUGUCACUUGAAUCACAUUUACACACAUUCGCUGCCUGAGAUAUUCGAUAUAGUCUAUCAGUGGCGUGAAGUUGUGGAUCAGUGGAAACGUGAUUACGAUACCGACACUAAAGUGCUACUUACUGAGGCUUAUACCAGUUUUGAGAAUCUUAUGCGCAUGUAUGGUGAUGGCGUACAUAACGGUUCACAUGUACCCUUCAACUUUGAGAUGAUGGCCGAUCUAAAUAACCAGAGUACGGCUUCCGACUACGAUUACUUUGUACGCCAUUGGUUGGAUAAUAUGCCUGAGGGUGUCUACGCUAACUGGGUGCUUGGCAACCACGACAAUCCCCGAUUGGCUACCCGAUUCGGUGCUCAACGCGCUGAUCUCAUGAAUAUUUUCUUGCAAACGCUACCAGGCAUUGCAGUCACCUACAACGGUGAGGAGUAUGGCUUGGAGGACGGUUACGUGUCCUGGGAGGAUAGCGUUGAUCCGCAAGCUUGUAAUGCUGACCCCGACACUUACCAGAAAUAUUCACGCGAUCCUGAGCGUACGCCCUUCCUCUGGGACAACUCUAAAAAUGCCGGUUUUAGUUCGGCGGAUCGCACCUGGUUACCCGUGGGCCAGUCAUACGAGUCAAACAACGUGCAAGCGCAAGAAGCAGCAGCAAACAGUCAUCUAAAGAUUUUCAAAAAACUAACCGAAUUAAGGAAAUCCGAACCCGCUUUCACUGAUGGUGAUUACGAAUCGGUGGUCGGCGACAAUUGGCUGAGCUACAGAAGGAGCGCAUCUACUGGCGAUGCAUAUUACAUAAUUCUAAAUAUUGGAGACGAAAAUGUGUCUGUUAACUUCAAACAGUUGUAUAACGAUAUAAGCGGCAAGUUGGAGCUUGUUGUCAGUUCAUUGCAGUCCGGCAUGGAAAAUGGUCAACAAGUGGACCCCGCUUCGUUUGAGGUGAAAGCAUAUAACGGCUAUGUACUGCGGUUGGUUAACGAGGCAUAGAGGGCUUCGAUAGGCGCAAGUAACGGAUUUAAUUGAUUGUAACCAUGAAUUAUAAAAAUAUAUAAAAAUAUUACAAGUAUUGCAUUGCAAAAUCAAUGAAUUCAAUUUUGCUUGCUUUUGGUUUUGCACACU